This is a messenger RNA of Numida meleagris (helmeted guineafowl), 844 nucleotides long. Its product is annotated as estradiol 17-beta-dehydrogenase 11-like. NCBI's taxonomy places the organism in Eukaryota, Metazoa, Chordata, Aves, Galliformes, Numididae. Gene Ontology annotation, molecular function: oxidoreductase activity, acting on the CH-OH group of donors, NAD or NADP as acceptor. The record is from RefSeq and is a predicted model, not a curated record. Bases 79 to 615 code for a protein of 178 amino acids. The transcript has 6 exons. Gene Ontology annotation, cellular component: lipid droplet.
GGCGGGCGGUGUGUGCGCCCCCUUGCGACGGUGCUGCGAGUUGCCGAGGGAGCGCUGUGGGAGCCGUGUGGCUGCAGGAUGAACCCCGCGCUGGGGUUGCUGCUGUUCUUGGGCACGCUGCUGUACGCCUACGCGGAGGCGCUGGUGAAGCUGCUGCUGCCCGCCAAGAGGAAGGCCGUCCGAGGGGAGCUGGUGCUGGUGACGGGUGCUGCCCGCGGCCUGGGCAGGGCCACGGCUCGCGAGUUCGCCCGAUGCCAGAGCCGCCUGGUGCUGUGGGACGUCGAGGCGCAUGGCCUCAAGGAGACCGCAGCAGAGUGCGAAAGGCUGGGAGCCACCGUUCACACCUUUGUGGUGGACUGCAGCAAAAGAGAGGAGAUCUACAGUGCUGCCAAGAAGGUGAAAAAGGACAUUGGUGAUGUCUCCAUCCUGGUGAAUAAUGCCGGUGUGAUUACAGCUGCCGACCUGCUCUCCACUCAGGAUCACCAAAUUGAGAAAAUGUUUGAAGUCAACAUUCUCGCUCACAUCUGGACAACAAGAGCUUUUCUGCCAGCAAUGAUGAAGAACAACCACGGUCACAUUGUCACGGUGGCUUCUGCAGCAGCAAACACGGAGUAACAGAAAUAAACUUCCCACUGAAUAAGCUACUUCCAAAGGACAGUGCUAAGGAGAAAAAGCCCACAGCACCCAACACAUAAGGACCAAUGGAGUUCAAGCAAGUUUGCUGCAGUUGGAUUUCACAAAGCUCUAACAGAGGAGCUGGCUUCGCUGGGAAAGCAUGGAAUAAAAACAACGUGUCUCUGUCCAGUUUUUAUGAAUACUGGAUUUGUCAAAAACCCCAGUACUA